Messenger RNA from Alternaria hordeiaustralica, 426 nucleotides. RefSeq lists its product as uncharacterized. The record is from RefSeq and is a predicted model, not a curated record. The transcript has 2 exons. Lineage: Eukaryota; Fungi; Ascomycota; Dothideomycetes; Pleosporales; Pleosporaceae. The coding region runs from base 1 to 426 and encodes 141 amino acids.
AUGACGAUUUUCUGGCAACUUAGCGCCGCUAUAUAUAGGCCCAAAGAAGGCAAUUACAAGCACUGGGCUCUCUAUUUAAAGCACAAAGAUGAUUGCUUGAUAUUCGAUGUCAAGGGACGGCACCCUAACUUCCGGCGCAGCGAGCGGCAAGCCAAUCCUCGAAACUCUCGCAGCUAUAUCAAGUCCAUCUACCUUGCAGAAGUAAGAGAAGAUGAUAUCAAAGCGUUUAAGGAGGCCGUCGCAGCUACAAAGGUGGACAACGAGACAUCAGAGUGGGAUUGCCAAGAUUAUGUACUGGAAAUACUGGACAAGCUAGAGGCCGAAUGUCUCAUAGUAGACGAUGACGACGACGGCGACGACGACGACGAUGAGGGGACCUAUAAGAAGCGGAAGGAGAAGCUUAAGAGCAUGCGUGCAGAAUACUAA